ACCUUGAAUCGGAAAAGGUCACUACGCUCUCGGCGAGUUUCUUCCGAACUUUCCGGCGAUUUCUUCCAAAUCGGCGGGAAAACUCGUCUUACUCCGGCGAAGGUUUUGUGUUUUUUCAUGAAUCCUUCGAUCAUAUGCCUUGAAUCUGCAUUCAGGGGGGAGGUGGUUAGUUUAAAAUCGUGCUGGAAAAUUUGAAGAGCGAUGAUAGUGUACUUAAAGGUUAUCUAACAAGAAUGCCAGGCAUACCUCUAGUGACUCGAGAAACCUCCUCCCAUUCAAGAAGCACAGAUCAGAUGUGCCAUGACGAUUCCCAUGUGCAUUUAUCAGCAGAAGAGGAAAUUGCUGCGGAAGAGAGUCUAUCAAUUUACUGCAAGCCUGUAGAAUUAUAUAACAUUCUUCAGAGACGUGCUAUACAAAAUCCUUCGUUCCUCCAAAGAUGUCUGCAUUACAAAAUUCAAGCAAAGCACAAAAUGAGAAUACAAAUGACAGUGUCUCUAUCAGGGACUGUGAAGGAAGGUGUACAAGCUCCGUGUCUGUUUCCUUUGUAUGUGUCAUUGGCAAGACUUGUUUCUGAUCCAGCAACUUUGGAGUAUUCUGCAGUAUACUGCUUUCGGCAAGCAUGCAUCCUAACUAGUUUCACUGGCAUUGAGGGGAGUUCUCAAGCACAAGCAACCUUUCUGCUCCCUGAGAUAAAUAAGUUAGCAAUGGAGGUCAAGUCCAGCUCACUUGCCAUUAUAUUUAUUAGCUUUGCUGGAACCCAAAAUUCUUUGUGUGGAGUUGAUUCAACUAGGGAUCCAACAGAUCCUGGAGGAUACUGCCUUUGGGGGAACAUACCACUGGAAUGUCUUUGUAUGUCAUGGGAGAAAUCGCCUAACCUAAGUUUGGGACACAAAGCUGAGGGCACAUUUUCCAUUGAGAUGUGGUCUCGCUUCUUUAAGUUGAAUUAUUUGAAUGAGGACAAUUGCAUUUCAAUCCAAAGUUCCAGUAAUUCUUUAACAAUGAACAUAUUACAGCAGGUGCAAGUCACAAUUUCUGCAGAGGUGGUUGGCGCAAAAGAAAAAUCUCUAUAUAAUUUAUACACACACAGUAACAUCUCUUCUUCAUCAUUAUCUCAUAUAAUUCGGUUGAGAGCAGGAAAUGUGUUAUUCAAUUACAGAUAUUACAACAACAAAUUGCAAAGGACUGAAGUGACUGAAGACUUCUCUUGUCCAUUCUGCUUGGUGAAAUGUGCAAGCUUUAAGGGCCUGAGAUAUCACCUGCCUGCAUCUCAUGAUCUCUUCAACUUUGAAUUUUGGGUAACCGAAGAGCAUCAAGCUGUUAAUGUAUCUGUCAAAACUGAUAUUCUGAGAUCUGAGAUUGUUGCAGAUGGAAUUGAUCCUAAACAACAAACAUUCUUUUUUUGCUCCAAACAACGACGACGUAGAAGAGCUAACCUAGUGCAAAAUGCGAGACAUGUACAUCCGCUUGGUUCAGAGUCAAACCUUCCUGCAGUAGUCCAUAAACUUUUGGACAAGGCUCAUGGUGGGAAAGAUUCACUGAAUGCUUGCAUUGGUGCUGCAGACUGUGCUCCACUUGUUCCAUCUGGUUUUAUUGGUGCAGGGUCGACGAGUGCUGCUGGACAGUCACUUUCUGAUGUUGAACGUGUACGAUCAGUGCCUGGAAGUAAUCUUGCACCUCCUGCCAUGCUGCCAUUUGCAAAGACAAGAAAGUUAUCAAUAGAACGUCCUGACCAGAGGAACCGCACUCAACUUCAGAAGCGUAUGUUUUUCCAUUCGCAUAGAGCACAGGUUUUGCUCUUAGUCUUGGCAUCAGUUGUCUUGUUGUCAAUGCUGAAACUUGAAACUGAUAGCCAGACAUGUGGCCAAAGAAUCAUCAGUGCAUCUAUGUUUGGAACAACAAUUGAGCCACUAUCUCUCCUUUCUGACUAUUUAAUUUUCAUCAUAUACUUUGAAACACCUAAAACUGCAUGUAUUUCCUUGAAGCCAAUGGCAAUUGAGCAAGUGAUGUCUGAUCGAGACAGUGAGGAUGAAGUUGAUGACGAUGUUGCUGAUUUUGAAGAUCGAAGGAUGCUUGAUGAUUUUGUUGAUGUGACCAGAGAUGAGAAACAAAUGAUGCACUUAUGGAACUCCUUCGUGAGAAAGCAGAGGGUGCUAGCGGAUGGUCACAUUCCAUGGGCAUGUGAAUCAUUUUCAAAAUUGCAUGGACCUGACCUUAUCAAAGCCCCAUCUCUUAUACGGUGUUGGAGACUAUUUAUGAUCAAAUUAUGGAAUCACGGUCUCCUUGAUGCACGAACUAUGAACGAUUGUAAUAUUAUUCUUGAGCAAUAUCAAAAGCAGGAUUUGAACCCUACGAAAGGUUAAAGGGAGCUGAUUUUGAUGAAAGCCAGUGAGGUGUAUUUUAUCGCCUUCUCUCUUAGCUUUUGAAAGCAGUUGAACAUUGAUGGCUGGCGACCAGACUUCUCUCCAUAAUUCCCAGUGGUAUUAAGGCUUUAGGGCACUUGUGAAUCAUUAACUGUAUUGUUGGAUCCUUGCCAUCUGUUCAAUCCUAAUGUCGUAUGUUGGACGAUUUACUGGAAUGGUACUCUCUUUUUCUUUUUCUUUUUCUUUUUUUUUUCUUCUUUAUUUAUUUAUUUAUUUGUUUUUGUUUAGACACCUUCAAAGGGCUCCAUAGCACAAGACUGUCCAACUGUUGAUAGAAAAACUCAUGUAAUGUUGUCUGUUGUGCCAAUGCAAUCUUAAUAUAACGCAUCUAAGUUG
This is a messenger RNA of Rubroshorea leprosula, 2756 nucleotides long. NCBI's taxonomy places the organism in Eukaryota, Viridiplantae, Streptophyta, Magnoliopsida, Malvales, Dipterocarpaceae. The record is from the annotation of a GenBank genome assembly.